Nilaparvata lugens (brown planthopper) is the source of this 701-nucleotide messenger RNA. Its product is annotated as cuticle protein 7-like. The transcript has 3 exons. The coding region runs from base 100 to 543 and encodes 147 amino acids. Gene Ontology annotation, cellular component: extracellular matrix. Lineage: Eukaryota; Metazoa; Arthropoda; Insecta; Hemiptera; Delphacidae. The record is from RefSeq and is a predicted model, not a curated record.
GAAUUGAAGAAAAUGCUAUGUAUAUAAACGCCGACGCAAUGCAUUGGCAUCAUCACAUCUCAGCUUCUGAUUCCCAGUGCAACAUCUCCAACAAUCAGCAUGGGUCGUUAUAUUCAAGUGACAGUGGCCGUGGCGUCACUAUGCCUAGCAUCAGCUGUGGCCGCAGUGUUGCCAGUGCCACAUGGAUUCGCAUACGCGGUGGCCCCUCUCCCCCUCCACCACCCGCACCCGCACCCACACUACGUGCACCACAAGGCACCAGAGCCCUUAGACCACCAUCCCAAGUACGCCUUCGAGUACGCAGUCGCCGACCACCACACCGGAGACACCAAGAGCCAGCACGAGACCCGCGACGGAGAUGUUGUCAAGGGCAGCUACUCGUUGAUCGAGCCUGACGGCAGCAAGAGGACGGUCGAGUACACCGCCGAUGACCACAACGGAUUCAACGCAGUCGUCCACAAGACCCCGAACCACCACCCCGCCCCUGCCCAUGCCCUCAUACCCAUUAUACCCCCCCAUCAUCACCUGCCCUACCACCACUAAUCUAAACCUGCUUACCUGAAAGCCCGGUACCCUAAACCACCAACCUACAACCAUGAUCUUAUUAAAAAGGAGGACUGUGCCUCCCUGCUGUAAAAUGUGCUUUCUCUUAAACUAGAUUCUUUUUUACGGGUAAUUUAUUAAACAAGCUUUUAUAGAAA